AUGCUGUGGCACGAAGACAGCGACAAAUGGCUUUGGGCAUUUCAGACGGCUCUUACUUAUCCGUGGUUCGCUUCCGGCAGCAUGAGCAUAACGUUGACAAUUGUUCGGAUCUCGUGCUUUUCCUUCUGCUCCAGUGGUACCAAAGCUGGAGGGGUUUUGUUGCUGAAUCAGGUUGAGUAUUUGUGUCGAACUUACACACUUCGGCCGACGUUGGGAGCUGAGGGUGCUGCGCUGCGCGAUGCGACGAGCCGCAUCCCAUUGCGUGCCGAAAUACCGCGACAGCCCCGCGAAUCGUCUUCAAGCCUCACAAUAUCCCGUUUUGUCACCCGGGAUUCAAUAAUCACGAGUACCGCGGCAAUAGCAGCAGUGCCACCUACAGCGAAUGCUGAUGGCGAUUGUAGUAGCACUGGUGAUAAAGAUGCACCUGAUGAUAACGACGAUGACGAUAACAACAAGGAGGCGAAGGAUUCAGAUGUACACUAG
Gongylonema pulchrum is the source of this 483-nucleotide messenger RNA. The record is from the annotation of a GenBank genome assembly. Lineage: Eukaryota; Metazoa; Nematoda; Chromadorea; Rhabditida; Gongylonematidae.